UUUAUUUAUCAACUUAGCAUUAACAAAUUUUUGCUUUCACUUAUAUACUCAGUGCUCACUGAGCAUGUAGCUCAAUCUUAAGUAAUAAAAAAAAAAAUUCUUUCCAUAAAAAAAAAAUAGCAAAAAUUGUAAUAAUAACAGUGUCAAACAAUAAAAAAUCAAGUAAUUUUGAAGAUGUCUUUUGGGAUCAAGCCAGAUCAAGCCAAUGCUUCGGAGACAUCCGAUGACUCUGGAGUAGUUUUCGAUAAUCAGAAAUCAAUGAAGUCACCUGUUGCUACUGAAACGACUCAAUCUCCUGAAACUACAGUUAAUCAGACAUUGGAAACAAACACCACAACAUUUGGGGCUAAUAAUAAUGAAACUUUAAAAGCUAAUAAUAAUGAAACUUGUGGAAACAUAUUAUGGUCCAAGACAGCUGCAAAGACAACAGCUGCAACAGCGGGAACUACCGCAGAAACUUCAGUGACUUCAUCAUCUGUUUUUGGCACUGUAACGACAACCCCUGCAGCUAUUGCUCCUGCAACAGCUAAUAAUCAGACCUUACAAGCAGCUAAUAAUAUUCAAACUUUUGGGUCAACCAAUAAUCAGAAGUUCGGAGCAACUAAUAAUCCUGCUUUUGGAGCUGCAUUUGGUUACAUUUACGUUCCAAAUACAGCAAACUCUCUUGGAAUAGCAAAUCAGAUUUAUGGAAUACAAAGUCACAGCUAUGGAAUCCCAUAUCGGCAUUUAGGAUUAUCGAGUCAGAAUUUCGGAGCAAAUAAUACCAAUGCCGCAGUGAGAGGUGCCUCUGGUACCACAUCUGCACCAGAUACAACUAACACUCAAACUGUCGGAACAGGAAAAGAUCAGAACUCCGUAACAACUAAUAACAAUACCGUUUCUGGAAGUGGAUUUGCUUCCAUGACAGCUUCAAACACAACAAAUAGUCGCACGUUUGGAACAGCUACGAAUCAAAGUUUUGGAGUUGCAAAUAAUCAGAAUUUCGGAACAACUAAUGACAAUAAUGCUUUUGGAGUUGCAUUUCGUGCAAUGUCUGCAAAUGCAACAAAUACUCAACAAAUGGGAGCCGCUUCAGCCGGAACUGCAGGUACCGCAGGUGGAUUUGGUUCCAUGUCUGCGCCGAACGCAACAAACAUUCAACAAUCAGGGUUCGCUCCUGGAACAGCAGGUGUCGCAGGAAUAUUUAGUUCCAUGUCUGCACAAAAUGCAGCAAAUGCUCAGGCUUAUGAAGCAGCUUAUAAUCAAGUCUUUGGAGCUCAGAAUAAUCAAAGUUUCGGAACAAAUACGGCGAAUAAUCAAACUUUUGCGGGCGCUUCAUCUGCCAUGCCAAAUAACGCAGGUGCACAAUUUGGUUCCUCAACGACGAGAAAUUAUUGGAAUCAAUCCGGAUUGAAUAAUACACAGCCUUUUCAAAGGCCCUUCGCUCCAAAUAAUUUUGGAAAUAACGCAAACAAUGAUGAAGAAACAACGGCACAGAAAGGCAACCAAGUCAAGCUGGGCACUACAAAUAUAAACAUUGAUGAACCGAUCGUGAUAACAGGUUACAAUGACAAUCUCGGAAUAAGUAAUAGCUGGUUAUAUCCGAGUUUGUCUCGUGGAAUGUUCGAUAAUCCAUUCAACUGUAAUCCCAACGGUCCCGCAAAAUUAAGUUCAACGAAUAUAACGAUUCACCAACCUAUCACGAUAACGGAACAAAAGGCGUUUGGUGUCCAAUCCAACUCCCAGCCGACACAGACAGUGUUUGGCGUGCCGGUCACUACUACAUCAUCUAACGGUUCGCUGUCAACUACAAAUAUAACUGUCAGAAAACCAAUAAAUUUGUCCGGGAGCUCCAAUACAUUCAAAUUCGGCAUUAACCCAACGCAGGCGACUACUUUUGGAUCCUUCAACGCACCAAUCACGACAAACGCAUUGGAAAAGCUGUGCACCACAAAUAUAAACAUCAAUAAACCGAUUUCCAUAAAUGGUAAUUCCCACCCCCCAGGUCGCAAUCCGCUUUGUGCUCAUAAUUGUCAUAUUUGCCGACUAUAUUAAUUUAUGUUAUAAAAUAUUUUAAUGUUCCAAAAAAAACUACAUGACAUCAUAUAAUUAUAAUUUUGUCGUAUUGCAAUAUUUAACUUAACGCUUAAAGUAAGCUGAGGAUCAUUCCAGCAUAUUACAAUUAUGAUUAUUAUUUUUAUCUUAAAUUGUAUUGAAAAUACUUUAUUUUUUAUAAUUUACAUCGAUGGCAUUUAUAACUGAUUAAAAAAGAAUAGUGAAUAAGGAGGAAAAUAUUAGAAUAACGUUUCCUGUCCACGUACUUGACGUACGCACUAAACGUGUCCAAUGAGAAUAGAAAGAUACCGUAAUCAUGUUACAACUUAAAUAUAAAUUAUUCAUUUACGAAAAUCUACCAAAAAGUUUUUUCAUGCGUACUUAGUAGUUAAGAAUAUUUAUCUGAUUGUCUACUCAUUAUAUAUUACCGUGCAUCGGAAUGACAUGACUGAUUUUAUUGAUAAUUUUUUUUUUUUUAAUUAUUUUAUGUUUUUUGUCUAUUGGUCUAGUAAGUAAGUACUAAAUGAUUGUGCAACGUGCUAAUCAUAAAUGGCCGAUCAUCUUGAUUUUUUAAUUAAAAUUACCAAAUAUUUAACCAAAGGUAUUAAUUAGUACUUAAUAUUUAAUGAAUAUUUUAAAUUAAUAAUAGUUUAAAUAAUAAUUAUAAAUUUUUUUAACGUGACUUUGUGGUCAUUCUGAUGCACACAUAAAUUACAGUUUUUCGAGGUUGUAACACCUUAUAUCUUUUAAUCAACUUUAGGGUAAAUUAGCACUGAGGAUUUUGAACACUAGUGAUCACAUAUUUGUUUACAUUAAUAAUAGAACUUAUCUGAAAGACAAUGUGAAUAUGUCCUAUUAUCCGACGAUGCGGGUAAACUUUUCAAUGAAUUAUUAUUCUUGAUAAUUGUGUAUUUAAAACUAUAAAUUGUUAAUUCCUAUUAUGUAUAAUUUUAUACUUAAUUUUUUACAAAUGUACUAUUAAAUAGUCGCAAAGUAUUUUAUAUAUAUAAGUAUAAAUAUGUCGUUUUUUUGCUAAAUUGUUAAUUUUGACAUAUUUUACUUAGUGAUGUAGUACUUAUUUUAAAUAUACUAUUAAUGAUAAUAUUCCAUAAUUGUAUUGCACCAAAGUAUAC
Molecule: messenger RNA, 3167 nt
Organism: Nymphalis io (European peacock)
Lineage: Eukaryota; Metazoa; Arthropoda; Insecta; Lepidoptera; Nymphalidae
Exons: 15
Coding region: 175-2034 (619 amino acids)
Source: RefSeq, a predicted model, not a curated record